UUUACUUUUGUAUACAUUAUUAGGUGGUGAUGAGUGUCGCACAGUUAUAUCAUCAUUUAGCUCCUAAAUCAGAGGUUAAUGUAAUUGCUAAAGCAUUAAUCCGCUUGUUAAGAAGUCAUAGAGAAGUUCAAUCAGUUGUACUGAAUUCCAUCGCAUCUAUUUCAAUAACUAGAAAGAAUAUGUUUGAACCAUAUUUAAAAAGUUUUUUUGUCAGAUCAAAUGAUCCUACACACAUAAAAUUAUUAAAACUCGACAUCAUGACAAAUUUGGCAAAUGAAACAAGUAUAUCGACAAUACUUAGAGAAGUUCAAACAUACAUUUCUAGCACAGAUAAACAGUUUGUUGCUGCUGCUAUCCAAGCUAUUGGAAG
Diuraphis noxia (Russian wheat aphid) is the source of this 370-nucleotide messenger RNA. RefSeq names its product adaptor related protein complex 3 subunit ruby (gene rb). Gene Ontology annotation, biological process: vesicle-mediated transport; intracellular protein transport. The record is from RefSeq and is a predicted model, not a curated record. Gene Ontology annotation, cellular component: clathrin adaptor complex; AP-3 adaptor complex; membrane coat. Lineage: Eukaryota; Metazoa; Arthropoda; Insecta; Hemiptera; Aphididae.